AUUGUAAUAAUGGCAGAUGUAAAUAUUACAAUAACUAUUAAUGACGAUGACAAAGUGAUCAAAAUAUGCUUAGAAGACGAAGAGAACAGAUCAAAUAAUGUAGUUAUGAAUAAUGAUUUAGUUUGGGAUGCGGGGCGAAGGGACGGCAGGGUGCGUCGCGCAGGCGUGAUUCAGUCGCCCGCGCGACCCCGCUGCCGCCGGCCGCGCGCCAUGGACGAGACCAGAGCACGAGAUCGCGCGCCGCUCACCGUCAUCGUCGCCCCGAGCAACGCUUCGCCCCCAAGACUAUCGCCUGCGGACCUCUUACCCGACGGCGAUGCGGCGUUCCACCCCCUGUCAGCAGUCAACGGCCGCCUGACACCGCCGGGGCUCGAGCCAGCGUCUUACGCGACAUUGACUCCACUCCUCCCUCUGCCUCCCAUAAGUACCGUCUCGGACAAGUUCGCUUACCAUGCAGGCGGUACGUUCACGGUUAUACAGCAGCAACAGUCCUACGCAUCGUUAUCGCCCACCGGUUACAAUGAGCCGUUAUCACCACAAUCGGCGUACAGCAGGCGGAGUGCGUCACCGAACUCGUUCGAGAGGCGGUCGCCGACGCCGCCGCUGCCGAGCCCGGGGUUGGACCUCAACGCCGCGUUGAUGGCGAGGGAGGAACAACAACAGGCGCAGCAGCAAGCACAAAAUGACACAGAGGAGAUAAACACGAAGGAAUUAGCGCAAAGGAUAAGCGGGGAGUUGAAACGGUACUCGAUCCCCCAAGCGAUAUUCGCGCAGAGGGUGCUAUGUAGGUCACAAGGGACGCUGAGCGAUUUGCUACGGAACCCGAAGCCGUGGUCGAAGCUAAAAUCGGGUCGGGAAACGUUCAGGAGAAUGUGGAAAUGGCUGCAGGAGCCCGAGUUUCAGCGGAUGUCCGCUUUGAGGCUAGCUGAUGCGCCAACCCAGCAAACGGUUAAAGGCGACAAUGUAAACAACACGCCACCGCAGGCAUACUGCCAGACCCGGGAGUACCAGCCUCCGGGGCAACAGGGGCUACCUAUGUACCCACCUGGGCCCCAUCACUGGGACAGACAGGCGUAUGAGCCAGCCGGGGACGUUUCUUGCUUCGGCCCAGAUUCCUCAGAGAGGCAGUUGCAAGCGCAAGGAGGACAUGGGUUCGGAUACUCUGCCUUCCCCGAAGAAACCUCGUUUGGUUUUCACAGACCUCCAGCGGCGUACUCUACAGGCUAUUUUUAAGGAAACAAAACGACCAUCCAAAGAAAUGCAGGUGACGAUAGCGAGGCAAUUGGGCUUGGAGCCCACUACAGUCGGCAACUUCUUCAUGAACGCGAGGAGACGGUCCAUGGACAAGUGGAAAGAUGACGACGCGCCGUCUUCGGAACUGGACCAGCAGUUAGACGGUCAGGAUUUGGACCACGUUCCAAGUCUAGAUUCUGCAGAGUCUGAGGAUGAGCACGACGAUCAGGACGAUCAUCUCUUGUGACGCCGCAUACCGCAGCAUCACCUCAUAGUGCUAUGAAAAUAACUCGCGGUUGUCAACGGAUGUGCUUGGUGGCUUGGGGGUCGCAUUGAUAUGUACCUUUGUGUUUCGUAGAUAGGGUUUCAGAAUGGACAGCAGAGCUAAGAUAACUUUUGACUCUUAAUUUACACAUUUCCUUACUUACAGAAAAAUGAUAAUUUUGAUUGUGUUAAUUGUAAACCAGUCAUCAAUCUAUUAUCAAGAAACAUUUUUUAAACUUUUGUCAUUAUACUUUCAUUCGUCAGAUUUGAUGUUGACGAAUUCACACUCGUGUUUGUAUUAAAAUCAGCUUCCUUCAAUACUGGACAUAGUAACGUAAUGUUUAUGUGGGUCCCAAGCUGCCUCGCUUAAAUUAACAUUCGGCCAUUUACCAGACAACUUCUGAGUAAUAAAAUGUACAGUAAUAAUAUAAAUAAUUAUAAGUGCUCGGUUAUGUUUGCGAAUAAGGCUGGCUGUAUCUUAACUUAGGAUGAAUUUGCCAUAAAAAUCUUGUAGCAUCAUUUUUAUAUCAUCUAUUUCUUUCGUGCUAAGGUUGUCGCAAAGCUUAGUAUUACUGUUUUCUAUUUUAGUAUCACCAUUAUCUGGAUUAUCUUGUAUGUGAAUUUUAAAGUCCUAAGCGUUAUCUUCAGUUACUAUAUUUAUGGCAUUUUCAUAUUUAAGUUGAGAGUUUAAGGUUCAAUGCGUUGAUCUCUCAAUAUCGAACGUCUCUAGUCAGAUGAUAAGAAAUAGUUAAUAAUUUUAUUGUAACUGUUCUGUAAGUUUAGAAAGUUUAAAUUAUUUUACUUCUCAUUUUAGUGGUAGCACUUGAGAAUAUUUUUGGGGUUCUUUCGUAAAUAAUUUAUUUGUAGAUGAAUAGAAAUGCCAUGUAUCAAUCUGAUACAUUCUUCAGUAGAAAAAAAACCUGGAAAAUCUUCAAGUGCUGUGUCAGCUUGUAUAGAAAUUAGCUGAGAGACAGAAACGUGUUUUUGUAGCUGACUGAAAGAAUAUUGAAUAGAAGUUAUACAAUCAAAGUGUAUUGUAAGCGUCGUCAUUAAAAUAUGUAAAAGAAUAAACGGAAAUUAUUAUAGACAAAUUACCGAAGACACUAGCGGAAAUGUCCGAUCAAAUCGGAUAAUUCGUGUAUCUGUACAGUCAAAAAGAAAAGUAGUUUAUUUGAAAUAAAAGAAAUGUUUUCAAUAAUAAUGACUUUAAAAAAAAUUACACUUUAUAAAACAAUAUUAAGUGUGCUUUCGAUUUCAAAUUUGCUUUUUUAAUUUUUGACUGUGCGAUAUGCUGCGUUGAUGUUAGAUAGUUCAACAAGAGAUGUUGUUAUAUCCAUUGCAUUUGUUCCAACGGAAAAAUGCUUAUAAAUAAUUUUAAUUGACACAAACAACAACUAUAUAUGAACAUUCUUAGCCAUUAAUAGUGUACAAUUAUUUAUGUUGCAAUAAUUGUCUAUUUUACCAAGUCUGAUUCUGGUCCAACCAGAUUAUCAUUAACAUUCCAAAAAUUAAGAUAAUUAUUUUAUAGUUAUUCUGAGUAUGAUCUGAUCAGAGGUUUUUUCUAAUUUAUGUGAAUGAUUUUAUGAACCGAUAUAUCUCUUCUAAAAAUUGCUACAAGAAAGUAAUAUCACUUUUCAAAUUCUCGCUGAAUAUUGUUUUAUAUUAUUGGCUAUAUAAGCUGCAUGAUGAAAUUGGUGUAACAAAGUAAUUUCCACGCUCUUAUGAUACAUAUCUUAUGUUAAACAAUAAUUAAUCGGAAAUGGUGACUCAAAGUAUUCUGUAUUUCUGUCCAGCUUGCACAUUAUUCCUGACACAAUAUGUGAUAGAAUAUCGUGCAUCAUUAUUUUCAAUUGGUUCCUUAAAAGACGCUAAUAAUAAGUUGAUACCUACCCAUUGCUCAGAUGGCUAGUUCUCAAGAUUAAUUAUUAAUAUAUAAAGAGAAGGAGCACUAAAAUUGAGUUAUUAUAGUAUUCCAUCGCUUUUAUGUAAACAGUAUUUGUGCGGAAUACUAGAAGCGCCAUCUGUUGGCUGCGACACAUAACUAAUAAGUAAUGAAACAGUUGCGGUAGAUUUUCCAUUAGUUUGGAAGACAAAAACAUUUGGUAUAAUUUUAAAAGUCAUUAACAACUUAUUAUCGUUUAUUUGUUCCUUUUUAAUCAAAUUGAGGCUCUGCACUGUAUAGUUAACGUUGACUUUCGAUAUAUCGUGAACUUCAUAAUCGUUCAUCCUACAUAUUAUGCAUUCGAUUCGAGUUGGCCGCUCCCACCCUCCCCACCUCACCGAUACGCGCUUCUAGUCAAACUAUUCUAGCUAACUAACUUCUAGUAUAACUAUUAAUCGACCCUAUUGGUCGACGGUACCUGUUGAUGUGCCUAUGAUUGGCCUUUGAUGUCAUAUUGUAACGGUCAUCGACGGUCAACUCAAAACGAACGGGUAAUACAUAAUUUUUAACGUCGUGGAGUAGGAUAACAAUGAAGUUUUGCGAUACAUCGAAUGUUGAUUUGAGAAAUACCUUAGAACAAGAACUAAAGCGUAGCAGUACUCCAAAUGCUAUGACGUUUGAGCGUACAGAUUUCUUAACAAAGUAUGACCCGGGUAAAAAGUAUUAGUAGGGUGUUGGCAGGUUGCAUUUGACAUUAGAUCGCUUUUUGAUUCGGUAUCGUAAAGGUAGCAAAGGUAUCCACAUUCCACAAUGAUCCAAUUUGACGCUUGUAUAGUGUUACGCAAGCUGUUCAUAGCAACAUAUAUUUCUACCUUUUUUGGUCUAUAUAUAUAAAAAUGAGAUAAAUAUAUGAGUCAAUUAUAUGAUUUGAAUUUAAACUCUUUCUCAGCCUUAGUUCUUGUUCUAAGAGAACUUAUACUCUCUGUGUUAUUAGCAAAAUUUAGCUUAUGUACGGCCGCGUACAAAGAUUUGUGACUACAUUUAACUGAUGAUUGUGUGACUUGGUCGCUGAAGUAUAAACAUUCCUUUUAGUUUAUAAUGAAACCGUCACAAAAACGGGUGACGUAUUUAAAAAAAAAUCCCAAUCUAGUCCGAGGAUCUCACGUCUCAAGUUGGUUUAAUAUCGUAGGUAGCAAAUACCUACCGCGUGAUAUUAUACCCUAUGCUGUCACUUCACUUGGUUAUUCGUUUUUGCUAUUUGUAAAGUUGACAACAGGCUGUCUCUAUCAUGCUUUAUAAGGAAUGAAAGGGACAGACUAAUGUCAAGCUUACAAAUACCAAACUCGAAUAGCCAGGUUAAGUGCCAGCAUUAACUUUGUAAUAUUAAGUCGUAUUAGUUGUACUAUUUAUUUAGUAAUUUCAGUGUUUAAGGGAGUUGGUUGAUCUAGUCCAAGAAAUGAGGGAUGUAGCUAAUUCAAUGCAAAGAUUGCAUUCAUUUGCGUUUAUUGUAAAUCGCUAUUUUCAUUACGCAGACUUUGAAAGAUUUGCGAUUGGUUAUUAAUUGAUACAGUUCUGAAGAUGUGGUGUAUAAUAGUCAACGUUAAAAAUCACGAUGCAUUUGUAUUAUUUUAAAUUGAUUCUGCGUGUUUAAAAAUUAUCACUGAAAAUAAAGAUUAGACUUGACUUAGGUCCACUAGCAGUAAUUUUGCUAAAUCUCAAUUUGACUAAAACUAUACUUAGCGGUUUAUUUUCUAUUGUUUAAGUUGCAUCGAGUAAAUUUGCAAUUUUGCUGCAAGUGGACUUAUAAAAGUAAAUUUUACUUUCGAGUCGAAUUUCGACUAUCACAUCUCUAGAAUAGAGAUGCUACAAUUACAUGUUUAGUUGCACAGUAUUUUUAACGAAAUGAAUGAUGAACUUUUAAACAUUACAAAACAUUUAAUUUAGCUUGUUACCAACUUAUUAUAUAAUGAUAAAUGUUUAUAUGUUGGCCAUAUAAUAUUUAUUCUGUUUUUUUUAAUAGUAAGUAUAUAAGUCAUUAAUAAGUUAUCUUAUGUUUAGUUUUUCAUACUUAUUUAAUACGAAUCGAAUGCUAGUCCAUAUUUAAGUCACCAAAGAGUAUAGACGUGUGCAAUUUUCUUGUGUUUAAUAUUAUAAGUUAUCAUUAGAUUGUUCAAAGGUUUUAUCUCGUAUAGGUGGGUUUACGUCCAUUCGUUGUAUACAUGAUUCAUAAUUGCUGUGUCUGUAAAUUCAUUUAUGAGUAAAGCAUUUCUACUUACUACAAUUCAAAUGAAACAUCUUUUUACUGCAUUUUUGUAAUGAAUAAAUGAAAACUCACACUCCUUCAUUAUUUUGAUCUUAAUCUAUGUUAGCAUUAUAUAGAAAAAAAAAAAUUAUGUAUAUUUAUAUUUGCCCUACUUAUAUAAAAUAUAGUUUGCAAUAAAAUAAAAUUUACGUACCAACUAAAGUUUAUAGCAAACGUAUUUGAGUUUAAUUCAGUGCACCGUUUUGUUUAUAACGAAAAUUUUGGACAUCAUUUCAUUUUAAUAAUUAUAAGCAAUUUGCGCACAAUAAAAUGAAACAGAUAAAAAUUAUUAAUAAAUAUAAACUGAUCUGCAGCACUUCUCCCAAUGACUGUACUUUUGAAUAAUUGACAGCUGUAGGUAAAACAUAUUGUUGUGUAUUAUUUUUGUGUAUGUAUAGGCGCUUUCGAAUGUACAUAGUACUUGAAUAUGUUAAAUGUAAGAUUAAAUGUACAUUUUAC
Chilo suppressalis (striped riceborer) is the source of this 6140-nucleotide messenger RNA. NCBI's taxonomy places the organism in Eukaryota, Metazoa, Arthropoda, Insecta, Lepidoptera, Crambidae. The record is from the annotation of a GenBank genome assembly.